CAUACGUGAAUAAGGAUACCAAUACUCCCAGGUGGUAAUUUUAAGUAUAGACUUACAGAUACAACGCUUCGCAGUAACCGGACACUGCGCAUUACUAUAGAUCUGGAACAUGUAGUGGAUGUUGAAAAAGAAGGAUCUGAGUCCUCAAAAUGCAGAUCCGCUUGCGAUCAGGACGGCGCCUACAUGCGUACCUGAAAAUAGGCACCUGUGUUUUGGUCGGCGUCUGCUACUUUGCAUUUCUUUUUCGCGAAUCGCUCAAUGCUUUCGAGCAUCGUGAGCGAGCAACAGCCGCCGUGGCAUUGGAGGCGGCGGAGUACUCGGAGCCUUCAAAGCAACAGCUCAAGCUGAAGCGACAACAAUCGCAACGCCAACGUCUACUUGAUCAGAAACGCUUGGAUUUAAGUCGUGCUAACGGCACCUCAUCAAUGGCCAGAAAAACAACCGCAGCUCCAGCGAGCACGCUUAAUCCAGUCUACGAGUACUCUGAGGAGCUUCACAGUCGCACUGAACGAGAUUUAAAGUUACGUCGCGACCACUUGGCGACCGUGUGCGAGCGAUAUAAGUUGCAGGAAAAGUAUCCACCGAAUCCAUGGGAAUUUUUCAUCUCGCCCGGCCACAAUAAUCUUGUGUGGUGCAAUGUUUUUAAGGCUGCAAGCAGCACAUGGAUGUAUUACUUUAACAUACUGGCUGGUUACGAUCUGAAAUAUUUACAACGAACUGAGGUGCAGCCUCUGGAAUUGGCAAGACAACGUUUCCCUCGUCCGGAGUUAGCCGAACUGCUGGAACUUUUGCCCAGUGCUCUAUCCUUUUUGUUUGUACGCGAUCCCUUUGAGCGUAUCCUUAGCGCUUAUCGCAAUAAGCUGGAGGGCAAUCGAAACAGCUUCUAUAAGGCACUAGGCACCAAAAUUGUCCAUCGCUUUAGACGCCGGAGCAUGGGAGGUCCCUGGCCACGCUGUGGCCCCACAUUUGAAGAAUUUGUGCGCUUUUUAAUCAAGGAGCACAAGGCCGGACGUCGCUUUGAUGAGCACUGGGCGCCAGUUUACAGCUUCUGUACGCCGUGUAGUGUGAAUUUCAGCAUCAUUGGCAAAACCGAAACAUUUCAACGGGACUCCGAGUUUAUCAUACGGCAGGCGGGUCUUGAAUCGCUGCUACUGGGAAAGCUGCCCAGGCGCAAGUUGCGCAAAAUUGGAAAUUUAGCUCGCAGUGGCAUCAAGUCUGAAGCACUGGUGGAACGCUACUUUGCCGAUCUCGAUCGCACAACAUUGGACCAAUUACUCAAGAUAUAUCGCAUCGAUUUCGAGCUGUUCGAUUACGACUUCCUCAAGUAUUACGACAUGGUGCAUCCCUGGUCCCUCGAACAAAGUACACAAACAGCUCGAACCGGAACUGGAACUGGUAGUGGUAGUGCGACUGGAACUGGAACUGGAAUCGGAACAGGGACUGCAACAUUCGUUACAACGCCUGUUUCCACAUCUCUGGCAACUGCUACUGAAGCAGACUAAAUGUUUUUGCUCAAGAUCGCGUCAAGAUGCGAUUAACAAUCUAAUUCAUGUACCUUUUAAACGAACACAAAUAAUCGUAACCGUAACCGAAACUGUAACAGAAACCCAACCGAAGCAACCAAAUUUACCGUUUACUAAAAAAAUGCCAAAAUUAGCGUUUUCCAAAAACGUACAAUUUUCGACCUCCCUUAGAUAACGCCAAAAUGGAACAAGAACAAGAUGUAUAUGUAGUUAGAAUGAUGCAUUUUGAUGAAUUUUUUUCAUUAAAAUGGAAAAAAAAAACCGAAGUAUAUUUACAGCCCAAAUGCCAAGCAUCUUUUUAGGUGCCAUUGCGACUUGCAACUUGCGGAAUGCGGCAUUAGUUAGUGCUAAGAACUUACAAUUUACAGUCACACCUUACAACUUUUACUUAAAUAAUUUAUUUACAAGCUAUUAACAUAAGAGCAUUGAUGUAUACAUAUAUAUGUGUAUAUAUUUACAUUGUGCGUACAUACAAACGCACUCACCAACCUCUAGACAAAUAUCGCAAGGAUCGCAAAGGACCCAACAAACCUACACAUAUGUACAUAUAACUACAUUUGUGAAUCUUUAUGUACCCACAGAUAUGUAUGAAGAUCUCAUUAGUUACAUUGCCUAUUUCCCCCCCCCCCCC
Molecule: messenger RNA, 2154 nt
Organism: Drosophila albomicans
Lineage: Eukaryota; Metazoa; Arthropoda; Insecta; Diptera; Drosophilidae
Product: carbohydrate sulfotransferase 11
Exons: 3
Coding region: 150-1502 (450 amino acids)
Biological process (GO): carbohydrate biosynthetic process
Cellular component (GO): membrane
Molecular function (GO): sulfotransferase activity
Source: RefSeq, a predicted model, not a curated record